CUUUUGAUCCGUUAUUUUUUAGGUUUUUUCUGUUUAUCUUAGGUUUAUUUACUGCUCUACUUCAAUCAACGUCUUUCCAAUCCCCCUUUUUGCGAUCGUGCUCUCUUCACACCUGUGGUUUGGUUCUACUGUGUUCGUUUUCUGAGGCAAAAUGGCUGUGCCUGUUUCUGCAAUUGGUUUCGAAGGUUAUGAGAAGAGGCUGGAAAUAUCCUUCUUUCAGCCUGGAAUCUUUUCUGACCCAGAAGGAAAGGGUCUGAGAUCUCUUACAAAGUCCCAGUUGGAUGAGAUUUUAGCACCAGCAGAGUGCACCAUUGUUUCAUCACUGUCAAACGACGAGGUUGACUCCUAUGUUCUUUCUGAGUCUAGCCUUUUUGUCUAUCCAUACAAGAUUAUCAUCAAAACCUGUGGGACGACCAAGUUACUCCUUUCAAUCCCACCCAUACUGAAGAUGGCUGAGCUCCUUACCCUUGCUGUUAGAUCUGUGAGGUACACUCGUGGAAGCUUCAUUUUCCCUGGGGCUCAGUCCUUUCCACAUCGUCACUUCUCCGAGGAAGUAACAGUCCUGGAUAGCCACUUUGGGAAGCUUGGAUUGGGAAGCGUGGCUUAUAUUAUGGGUGGCGUGGACAGCCCACAGAAGUGGCAUGUAUACUCUGCUUCUGCUAAUUCAGUGAGCGCAUGUGACUCUGUUUACACCCUCGAGAUGUGCAUGACUGGUUUGGAUAGAGACAAGGCUUCUGUUUUCUACAAAGAUCAAGCUGACUCUGCAGCCCACAUGACUUUGAAAUCUGGAAUCAGAAAGAUCCUUCCAGAAUCCCAAAUAUGUGACUUUGAGUUUGAUCCGUGUGGUUAUUCAAUGAACUCAGUCGAGGGUGCUGCUGUUUCUACCAUUCAUGUUACGCCAGAAGAUGGAUUCAGCUAUGCUAGCUUUGAAACAGCAGGAUAUGAUCUGAAGGCCUUGAAUCUGAAACAACUGGUCUUGAGGGUGCUGUCAUGCUUUGAACCGGAAGAAUUUUCAGUAGCUGUGCAUGUGGACGUUGCGAGAAAGACAUUCGAGCAGUGCUGUUUACUGGAUUUGAAGGGCUACAGUCGCAAAGAGGGGAGCCUUGAGGAGCUUGGAAUGGGUGGUUCUGUUGUCUACCAAAAGUUCGUCAAGACUGCUGAAUGUGGCUCACCUAGAUCGACUCUGAAAUGCUGGAAAGACGAAGUUGAAGAAGAGUAGUUUUAGUUUGUUGCUUUUAAAUUGUCGUCUCUGAUGCGUGUGACCUCUCGUGAUUUCAUGGUUUGUCGUGUUGCCGAAAAUAAAGCUAGCCGGUUAGGCUGGAUCUGGUAUUUCUAGUUGACCUGCUUUUCUUGGUAUUAUUGCCUGUCGUUUCGAUGAAAGUAAAGCCUGCCUGUUAGGCUUUGCGGUUGUAUCGGCAGUGAAUUGUAUUUGUGAUGCGGGACCUUAUUAUGGCUUUAUGAAAUGCAUGUUUUUAUUUA
Molecule: messenger RNA, 1479 nt
Organism: Prosopis cineraria
Lineage: Eukaryota; Viridiplantae; Streptophyta; Magnoliopsida; Fabales; Fabaceae
Product: S-adenosylmethionine decarboxylase proenzyme
Exons: 1
Coding region: 152-1219 (355 amino acids)
Biological process (GO): spermine biosynthetic process; spermidine biosynthetic process
Cellular component (GO): cytosol
Molecular function (GO): adenosylmethionine decarboxylase activity
Source: RefSeq, a predicted model, not a curated record